Messenger RNA from Armigeres subalbatus, 1388 nucleotides. RefSeq lists its product as uncharacterized. Bases 37 to 825 code for a protein of 262 amino acids. The transcript has 2 exons. The record is from RefSeq and is a predicted model, not a curated record. NCBI's taxonomy places the organism in Eukaryota, Metazoa, Arthropoda, Insecta, Diptera, Culicidae.
GUCCAGCUAUUUGGUUUCGCCGACGACAUAGAUAUUAUGGCACGUAACUUUGAGAAGAUGGAGGAAGCCUACAUCAGACUGAAGAGGGAAGCUAAGCGGAUCGGACUAGUCAUCAACACGUCGAAGACGAAGUACAUGAUAGGAAGAGGUUCAAGAGAAGACAAUGUGAGUCACCCACCGCGAGUUUGCAUCGGUGGUGACGAAAUCGAGGUGGUAGAAGAAUUUGUGUACUUGGGCUCACUGGUGACUGCCGAAAAUGACACCAGCGGAGAAAUUCGGAGACGCAUAGUGGCUGGAAAUCGUACGUACUUUGGACUCCGCAAGACGCUCCGAUCGAAUAGAGUUCGCCGCCGUACCAAACUGACAAUCUACAAAACCGUAAUUAGACCGGUAGUCCUCUACGGACACGAGACCUGGACGAUGCUCGUGGAGGACCAACGCGCACUUGGAGUUUACGAAAGGAAAGUGCUGCGUACCAUCUAUGGUGGGGUGCAGAUGGCGGACGGUACGUGGAGGAGGCGAAUGAACCACGAAUUGCAUCAGCUGUUGGGAGAACCAUCCAUCGUUCACACCGCGAAAAUCGGACGACUGCGAUGGGCCGGGCACGUAGCCAGAAUGUCGGACAGUAACCCGGUGAAAAUGGUUCUCGACAACGAUCCGACGGGCACAAGAAGGCGAGGUGCGCAGCGGGCAAGGUGGAUCGAUCAGGUGGAAGAUGACUUGCGGACCCUCCGUAGACUGCGUGGUUGGCGACGUGUAGCCAUGGACCGAGCCGAAUGGAGAAGACUUUUAUAUACCGCACAGGCCACUUCGGCCUUAGUCUGAAUAAAUAAAUAAAUAAUUGAACAUCGUUCCACCAGUUCAUGCUUUGGCGAAAACAGGAACAUGGCGCUCAGUGAUAAUACCUCCUGGGAGGAUUUAAAAACAGUUUUCGACGUUCUUAAAAAUUGAUUUACUUUGUUACAUUUUCUGGACGAGUAUGCACAUUAACAAAGAGAGUAUUGAUUAUGCGAUUAGGGAAGUUUCAUGUGGGAAAACGAUUUUUCAGACGAGCCCGCUCAACACGCAACUGAGAUGCAUGUGGUAAACUAUAAAAAAAAUCUGCGGAAGUAUCUAUAAGGAUUUGAUUCUCAGAAUCUGAAAAAAACUGCAGGCUAUAAGCUAGUGAAUCAGUGUGAAAAUCUUUGGGAAUAUCUAGCUAAAUUAUAGCAAUAAUCAGAAACAAUUUAGCUAAAUGAUAACAACCAGACAAAAUUCCAAUUUAUCGCAAAUGUCAUCAUGUAUUUCAAUUGUAUUAACAACAAUAAAAGCAAAUAAAAAAUAUGUUUAUGUUGAAUAAUUAUUUUGUUGGUUAGAUUUAUUCAUUGUUUUCCUGCACAAGAAAAUGU